UUAUGUUACAGGGUAAGAAAGGGCCUGUUCCAAAGCCAAAAACAUUCACCAGUAAUGCCUCGAAAGGAAAGGAUCCCAGUAACUCUAAUCCAUCUGUCAGCUCUGAAAAGGUAGAUGAAAAUCCAGACGAUGCCCUAGAAAGGUUCCCAUUGGAACUGCGAUGGUGUUUGCAGCAGCUUGAAGCUACAAUGGAGAAAAAGAAAUCAAACCUCAAGGAAGCUGAAGAUCUUCUUAAGUCCUACAAAAUUCUCUCUGGAACGAAAGCACCAUUGAUCAAGAAGCGACAGCUUAUGAGGUCAUUAUUUGGAGACUAUCGCAAGAAAAUGGCCGAUGAAGAGAAGAAAAUCAAAAUGGCUCCACCAUCUCUGAAAGCAUCUGAUGCUUCUAAGAAGUCAAAAUGUUUAAGACAGAAAGUGAAAUCAGACAAUGACUUGACUGUUAAAGUUGAGAGCUCCGAGACAGAUGUAAUUAUUUCCAAUGAAAACCAAUGCAGUGCUUCGAAAGAAACUAAGUUGGUAUCAAAUCCUUUAGGUUUUAAUAGUGAAAGUGGAAAAACAUUUAGGUUUAAUUUUUCUGUUCCUGAUUAAUGUAAAUACCAUGAGGCUUCUAUUUUUUCUUGCAAAAGGUUACUGUUAUUUCAAGAACUAUUUGUACUUAUUUGUAUAAUCUAUUUCUAAUACUGUCAUUAUUUUAUCUGUUCUCUGAUGUUCAUUGAAUUUUAUGUAAAACUUGAUAUAAGACAGAAUUUCGGAAUUUUAUGAAUGUAAUAAUAAAAAAUAAAGGUUUAAAAGUUG
Molecule: messenger RNA, 794 nt
Organism: Macrobrachium nipponense
Lineage: Eukaryota; Metazoa; Arthropoda; Malacostraca; Decapoda; Palaemonidae
Product: UPF0488 protein CG14286-like
Exons: 3
Coding region: 3-587 (194 amino acids)
Source: RefSeq, a predicted model, not a curated record